UUCCCAGUUGCUGCUCAAUGGAUUAUAAAGUAGAUUAGAUUCUGUUUGUAAAAUAUAAUGUUCCUCAAAUCUGCCAAUGAACUAUUUAUCAGAAUCCUCAACAGUAUUUAAGUAGGAGCUGUCAUAUAAGAGACCACUGGCAUAAUAUUAACAGAAAUAAUGAAUAUUUCAAAAUAAAUUGAGAUCACAUCCAUGUGACUUGAGAGCAGACAUGUGAGACCCCAAUUCUGGAUUCAGGUAGCAGUGGAUCAGGAUGACGACAGCAAGAAAAACAUCCUCAUAUAAGUCCUCUUAAACUUCAGAACACACUGUUGUAUCUUCAUUAUUGAUAUCUGUCCAUAUUGGCUGAGAUUGAUUGUUUAGUGAGGAAGAGGAAGGUAAUCAUUCAGACAGGAGUGAUGGUUAUUUGCUCUCUUUUUUUACUUUUCACCUUAGUUUCAACAUUUAUGAUAUUUACCUUUAACUUAUACCUAAAUUUGUCCACUGUGGUACAAUAAAAUAUAUUUCUAUUCUAUUCUAUGUUUUCAGUCUCAAACUGUAUUACAUAACAUUGUUUUUCGCUUCAAUUUUAACAAUAUGCUUAUUGGCUAAUUGUACCAAAUUGGAUUUUAAUUGUUAAUUAAUUUAUUGUUUUAAUUUUCAAUUUACACAAGGAUGCACACCAUGCCACCGUGACAUUGUGUGACAUUGUCUCGGGAACAUACGACAAUAAACGUGAAUUGAGCUGAAUUGAAAGCCAUCACACACACCAUGCCCACUGUGUGUCUGUGUGUGUGUUCAUGCCAAUUAACUCUUGUGUGUUCAUGUUCCCGUGCGCGGCCAGGGGCUCCGCAGCUAGCCCUCAGUUAGCCUCUAAUUAAUAACAAAAUCACCAUCUUCUCGCCAGUCGAGAGGAUGCAUCAUGAGCCCGAUAAAUGAUUCGUAACGGAGCCGUUGAGGGUUGAUACGGGACGGUUUAAUGACCCUACAUUUUCGGCCCCCGGCUCCUGGAACCCCGGCGCUACAACAAGGCGAGCAUCAGCGCUCCGUCUGCGGACGUAUAGAGGAAACCCUCCGGUUAAUUUAUUUUUGGGGAGCAGCUAACCGUCGUCAUAUUGAACCAUGAUUUCCCCUUAGGACUGGUAGAAAGCUCCAGAUGUAACUCAAGGAUAAAGUGAAAGUUGUGCAUCUCCCCCCAUUUUUCCCAACAUCUGCUUUUCUUCAGUGGGUUCCAGUUUAAGCCUUAAUAGCCUGGUCACGGCUCCUUCGUCGAGCUAAGAGAUGGACUGGGCCACUCCAGCUGCCAAACUGAAUCCGUACUCGCGAGCCCGCAUGACGGAGGCCUGGCAGCAGCACGCCGUCGCUCCGCCUCCGGUUGUCCACACCAUCCCAGCAGGAGCUGAAAACGCUUUGAGCUGUACAGUGUAUGGCAUCGUACUGCAGCCGGACGCCUCAUCGUUGCAGCAGCAGCAGCAUGGAGGCGGACAGCAGCAUGCGGGAGCUCAACAACAUACAGGCGGACAGCAGGGGCAACAUCCUUCUCAAGCCCAGCAAAGCUCUUUGCAGGUGGGAACAGAGUCAGGACACAAGUGUGGGACGUGUGGACACGACAUCUCCCACCUGGCUAACCCGCUUGAACACCAGUGCAUGGUGAGUCAGGACAGGUCAUUCCAGUGCACUCAGUGUCUAAAGAUCUUCCAUCAGGCCACAGACUUACUGGAGCACCAGUGUGUUCAGGUGGAGCAAAAGCCGUUUGUGUGUGGAGUAUGUAAGAUGGGCUUCUCCCUUCUUACCUCGUUGGCUCAGCACCACACGUCGCACAACAGCAGCAACCCCAUGAAGUGUUCCAUAUGCGAGAAGACGUAUCGGCUGGGCUCCUCCGGGAACACGACACCCACAUCCUCGAGCAGCUCCCAGCCGUCCAGCAGCGAUGGGGCGUCGGCAAGCAGCAGCUCGUCCAUCUUACCUUUCCCCUCGGCUCGGGACCGACCAUACAAGUGCUCCGUCUGCCAGAAGGGCUUCAAGCACCUCUCAGAACUCACGCGACACGAGAGGGUGCACACGGGGGAGAAACCCUUCAAAUGCGACACGUGCGACAAGGCUUUCAGCCAGUCGUCGCACCUACAACACCACCAGCGGACGCACAGCAACGAGAGGCCGUUCAAAUGCGCUGUGUGCGAAAAGAGCUUCAAGCACCGCUCGCACCUCGUCCGCCACAUGUACGUUCACUCGGGCGAGCACUUGUUCAAGUGCAACUUGUGCGAGCUGCACUUCAAAGAGUCUUCGGAACUGCUUCACCAUCCCUGUCACCCGCAGGGUUCCCGACCGUUUCGCUGCGCCACAUGCGGGAAGGGGUUUAAACGGCCGUCGGACCUGCGGCAGCACGAGCGCACGCACUCCGAGGAGCGGCCCUUUCACUGCGACGAGUGCCAGAUGAGCUUCAAACAACAUUACGCGCUCGUGCGCCACAGACGGACACACAAAGACCCCUCUGACCGGCCUUUCAGAUGCAGUUUGUGCGACAAAGGCUUCAUGCAGCCCUCGCACCUUCUCUAUCACCAGCACGUCCACGGCAUGGAUAACCUGUUCAAGUGCGCCUCCUGCCAGAAGGAGUUCAGCCAGUCAGGAGAGCUACUCAGACAUAAGUGUGGGGAGUCAUCCAACUCCUCGCCGGACAAGCCGUACAAAUGCGACGUCUGUGGGAAGGGAUACAAAAAGAGCUCCACUUUGCAGCGCCACCAGAACUCCCACUGCCAGGAGAAGCCGCUGAAGUGCUCGCUCUGCGACCGGCGCUUCCUGUCCUCCUCGGAGUUCGUCCAGCAUCGCUGCGACCCAUCCAGGGAGAAGCCCCUCAAGUGCACUGACUGCGAGAAGCGCUUCAAGUACUCGUCGGACCUGAACCGCCACCGGCGUGUGCACACGGGAGAGAAGCCCUUCAAAUGCGACCACUGCAGCAAGGGUUUUAAACAGCGCGAGCACUUGACCAAACACCAGAGCACGCACUCCCGGGAGGGCCAGUUCAAGUGCGUCUGGUGCGGAGAGCGCUUCAGUGACUUGGGCUCUUUGCAGGAUCACACUGUGCAGCACACGUCCGAUGGAGACGGUUACAAUGUGCCACAGUGCAUGUGAACCAUGACUUUUUAAAAAAAAUUCCUGAAUAAACAGAACCAUCAGCAUUCCA
Molecule: messenger RNA, 3160 nt
Organism: Xiphophorus couchianus (Monterrey platyfish)
Lineage: Eukaryota; Metazoa; Chordata; Actinopteri; Cyprinodontiformes; Poeciliidae
Gene: znf319b
Product: zinc finger protein 319b
Exons: 3
Coding region: 1261-3108 (615 amino acids)
Biological process (GO): regulation of transcription by RNA polymerase II
Cellular component (GO): nucleus
Molecular function (GO): DNA-binding transcription activator activity, RNA polymerase II-specific; RNA polymerase II cis-regulatory region sequence-specific DNA binding
Source: RefSeq, a predicted model, not a curated record